Messenger RNA from Ochlerotatus camptorhynchus, 1533 nucleotides. RefSeq lists its product as uncharacterized. NCBI's taxonomy places the organism in Eukaryota, Metazoa, Arthropoda, Insecta, Diptera, Culicidae. The record is from RefSeq and is a predicted model, not a curated record. The transcript is spliced from 3 exons. Bases 1 to 1533 code for a protein of 510 amino acids.
AUGAAACGGGCCGGACUUCAUGUCUUCAAGGUAAGGAAGGCAACUAACCGAACCGAUAAACAGAAUACGGUGGCCAAAUCCCGCGCCAAUAAGCUGUACCACGAGGGGUUGAUGCAGCCGAAAUGCAUCGUAAUGGACGACGAUACGUACAUUAAAGCGGACGCCAACCUAGACGCUCAAGUGAAGAGAUUCUGGGAAGUGGAAGACUUCGACCACGGCAAGACUUUCACGGCCGAAGAACAACGAUGUGAAACUCACUUUGCCAAAACUCACACCCGCAACGCUGAGGGACACUAUGUGGUCCGUCUACCAGUUCGCCAAGAGAUGUUACCUCUCAUCGGGGAGACAUGGCCAAUGGCCGCUCGACGAUUCACCGCUGUGGAGAAACGCUUUCGGACCGAUGAUGCUCUUCGUACAAGCUACGUGCAGUUCAUGGACGAGUACCAACAACUCGGCCAUAUGGAGGAGGUGAAGACGCGCGUCGCGUUGCCCCAGUUUUUCUUGCCCCAUCACGCAAUUCAUCGUCCCGAUUCGUCUACAACCAAGAUAAGAGUCGUGUUCUAUGGCUCGGCCAAAAGCAGCAAUCAGCUCUCCUUGAACGACCUUCUGUUAACAGGACCAACAGUUCAGCCUUCAAUGUUGUGCAUCGUCAUCAACUCUCGUUUCCACCGAUUUGUCAUGAAAGCAGACGUGGAGAAAAUGUAUCGUCAGGCUUUGGUUCAUCCGGACGAUCGACUACUACAGCAAGUUGCUUGGCGCAGAAAGGAGUCAGAGCCACUGAAAACCUACUGUUUGAACACCGUCACCUACGGCACAUCUUGUGCUCCAUAUCUGGCAACCUGGGUCCUAAAUCAGUUAGCUGACGAUGAAGGGCAUGACUUUCCACUGGCUGCCUCCAUUGUCAAGAAGGACUUUUAUGUUGAUGAUGUCUUGACCGGAGCCGACAGCAUCGAAACACUAGUCGACACAAGCACCCAACUGGACGGCCUCCUAAAGAGAGGUGGUUUCAAUCUGCGCAAGUGGAGCGCGAACCAUCCUAGUAUCCUGGAACACUUCCCAGACGACCUCAAGGAGAAUCAACCGUCUCUAGAGCUUGAUCGCACCUCAUCCAUCAAAACACUUGGUCUCUUAUGGUCCCCGGAAAACGACGAUUUUGCGUUCAAAGUUCCUGAUCUUCCACAACUACAACGAGUUACAAAACGCAUUGUCCUGUCGGAGAUGUCGCAGCUUUUCGACCCUUUGGGUCUCAUCGGUCCAGUAGUCGCCAGUGCGAAGAUGUUCGUUCAGCGGCUAUGGCAGGAGCAACUGAAUUGGGACGAUGGACUUCCGGAGACUCUUCAAUCUUGGUGGCUGUCCUUUCGAGAAUCGAGAACCCAUUCGUGGACGUUGAGGAAAUCCGUUGACAAGAAUCCCAAAACUUGGAUCACCAUCCAGGAGCUACUGGAGGCGGAAUGGAUGACGCAGGAAAUCAACUCGUCACAGUUCAAUUUUCCCAAAACCGUCCCCAGCCAACUGUACGAAAUCAAUCCGUAG